Messenger RNA from Anas platyrhynchos (mallard), 2382 nucleotides. RefSeq names its product bone morphogenetic protein 4. The record is from RefSeq and is a predicted model, not a curated record. Gene Ontology annotation, cellular component: extracellular region. Gene Ontology annotation, molecular function: cytokine activity; growth factor activity. NCBI's taxonomy places the organism in Eukaryota, Metazoa, Chordata, Aves, Anseriformes, Anatidae.
GACCCGCAGGUGGGGCUCCUGCAGGACCCCUGCCAGACUGUCUGUAGUAUAUGUAAAUGAGAGAAGGCUAUUUUAUCAAUGAAAGCUAUUUUAAACAGUGUUUGCAUAAAUGAACCCUCCGCAAAAUGUUUUGCAGCUUGUAAAAUAAACAUCAUGGGCAAUUCGCAGCUCCUCGGGGCUCCCUUGUGCAGCUCCCCGGCCCCUCGGUCUGCCCAAACAUCCCGGGAGGAUGCGGUGUGCGGAGGGAUGGAUGUGGCUGUCUGGCACUGGGGCCACACAGACAGGGCCGGCUGCUCCCAUCCGCAAAAUGUGGAGCAGGAGUCGGGUGGGAGAGGGAAUCGGGGAUGUGGGUGUGUUGGGAUGGAGGUGUCCCCUUGGCAGGAAGCCCCGCAGUUAGUGAGCAGGGAAGGGAAAGGAAAGGAGCCACAGGAUGGGAAUAGUUUCCUUUGGUGGUUAACCCAAGCCUGUCACUGCCUCCCCGUGUGUUCUGGAUAAUUAACAGCCCUUUCACCAUCAAAACGUGGGGUUAGGAUAAAUCACAGUUGCCAGCUGGCCAAGCAGCCUUUGGUUCGUCUCCUGGCGGCAUUGGUCUGGAAGUGCUUCAGUCCUGCCAGCGGAUGGACAGACACACGGACAGACAGGUCCAGCUCUGCUCCUGCACCUUCCACUCUGCACCAAGCUGCUCACAGAGCAAGUACCUGCGGGCCUCCUUCACAGGGAUUUCCUGUGGGAUUCACAGCGAGUUAUAAAUGCGGUGCUGGGGAGGCAGGGGGGGAAUCGAGCCGGAGCUGGGACAGCAGAGCCAUGCUGGGGACCGUGCUGCUGCUGCUGGUGCUGGCACGGCCGGCGUGCCCGAGCCCGGCCAGCGCAGCAAGCCGGCGAGCUGAGGCACUCAAGAGGCUGCUGGAAGUCUUUGGCAUCGAAGACCCUCCGCCCCCCCCAGCUCACUUCAAGCAGCCGCCCCAGUACAUGGUGGAUCUGUUCAACACCGUGGCCAACGCCGAUGGUGUCACCAAGAACCCCGAUAUCCUGGAGGGCAACACGGUCCGCAGCUUCUUGGAUAAAACUCACGGCGAGAAGAUGCGGUUCCUGUUCGUCCUCUCCAGCGUGGCCAAGAAUGAAAAGAUCUUGACAGCGGAGCUGCAUCUCUUCCGCCUCUGGCCAAAAGCCACCGACGGGCCCAAACGGCACCACUUCUGCCAGGUCAGCAUCUACCAAAUUCUGGACAAGACUGAACCGGACUCCCCCCAGGGGCAGAAGCUGCUGGCAUCCAGGCUCCUCUCACUGCAGGGCUCUGGCUGGGAGGUCUUUGCCAUCACACAGGCUGUUCGCGACUGGACCGAAGAUGAGAGUAGCAAUCGGGGUUUGCUGGUGACAGUCCAUGGCCUGGGCGGGAGCCCGCUCGACUCCCCUGCUGUACAGUUUGCGUCCAGCAGGGACCACCACGAGAGCAAGAAGCCCAUGCUGGUCCUGUUCACCGAUGACGGGCGCCGGGGAGCGUCCCUGCCCACGGCUGACUUCCCAGAUUUACAGCCUCAGGACCCUGUUCUUCCUGCCAAGAUGACAGUGCCCAAGCUGAACGGGCCACGCAGCACACGCUCACUGGACCGGCUCCAGCCCUGCCAGAGGCACCCCUUGUCCGUGGACUUCGAGGAGAUCGGCUGGUCCGGGUGGAUCAUCUCACCGCGGGGCUACAACGCCUACCACUGCAAAGGCUCCUGCCCCUUCCCGCUGGGCGAGAACAUGCGGCCAACCAACCACGCCACCGUGCAGUCCAUCAUCAAUGCCCUCAAGCUGAGUGAGGGGGUCAGCAGCCCCUGCUGCGUGCCGGACAAACUCCACUCCAUCAACCUCCUCUACUUCGACGACGAUGAGAACGUGGUCCUCAAGCAGUACGACGACAUGGUGGCUGGGAGCUGCGGCUGCCACUGAGGCAGGAGGAGCAAGUGGAGGCUGCUGCUGCUCCCUCUGGGAGCACCGGGAGGCGAUGUGGAAAUUUCCUCCUGCAGAGGAAUCUCUCUGCGAGGGUCUGUCCUGCAAAAUCCCGCAGCGGUACCAAAGAGACUGGGCAGAGCAGAGCAAGGAGGUGCCCGGCUCUGCCCAGGAGGGCUCAGGGCUGAACUGAAUCGAGCCAAAUGAGCCCACGGAGCUGGCAGCCCCGGGGGAGCGGCUCUGUGUCAGGGUGCCCCACGCAGGGUGUGCAGGUUUCCGUGCCUGCAAAGGCUUCCUGCAGGCUGUACUAUAUGUAAAUAGCAAGAGCACUAAUAUAUGACAGAAACUGCCUGUACAGUGGCCUGUAAAUGUCUGUACAUUGCUGCGUUUUGUAAAAUGAAGUCAGAGGAGCUAUUAAACGUGCUGUUCUCAGCGGGGUUUCUUCUGUGA